CGUUAUAUAACUCCACACUGACAGGAGGCUCAUUAUCUUUCCUGGGCUCCUUAACAGAAGUGUUUUUCUCCUUUUCUCUGGCCUGUGUAUUACAGCUUACUAAAAUGAGUCUGAGGAUCAUUGUGGUUCUGGCUGUGUUAUGUGGGGUGACUGGGAGCCCCAGUGUGACAGUCAGACCUGAAGCUGACUACGCGAUCACGACGGUUCAUCCCAACAGCGUCCCAGAGACAGUGGAGGAAACAGAGCUGUUUGAACAGCUGGACAUAUUGGUGGAAGAGGAGGCAGAAGAGGAUGUGAUGGCGACAGGAGAGCUGAACCCCAAUCAUUACCAGGCGCAGAGAGCAGCCAAAGUGGUCCAACACUACCUCAACACCCGCUAUGGCUCCCCAUACCGGCUGCUGGGACUGCACAAGGUCCACAGUGGAAAUGCAGAGGAUGUUGCAGACUCUGGAAGAAAGUAUCAGCUGGAGAUCUCAGUGCAGGAGACAUUAAGCAAUACGACAGAGAAAUGCUCUGCAGAGGUUUUGUUUCCGAGGGGGGAGCAGCAGAGCUCUCCUCAGGUCCAGGCCUUGUGUGAGGCGCACCUUAAAAUCAACACCACAGCUCAAGAAGAGGCCUUGUACCAACGGUACAAGAUGAACCAAAGCCUUUUAUCUGCACAGUAUAUACCUGACAGCUAUGGUCACAUUGAUCCUGACAUGAAGCCUUUCUGGCAUCUCUGCAUUGUGGCAUCCAGCUUCAUCAUGCUGAAUGAAUCCAGUGAAAACACUCUGUACAACAUGGCUCAGGUGGCCAACAUCACACAGCUAGCAACUGAGAACGACCAGCUGAAGUUUGACUGUCACAUACUGUUGCAUGACAUGGUGUCCCAGGAAAUCAUUCACUGGAAGCUGCUGUUCACAUGGUCUCCUCAAGAGGGCGUUAAAGUGCUGCAGAUGGAGCAGCUGCCCCACUGCCAUGAUUGUGAAAAACCUCCAAACAUAAAUUGAACUGCUGACAUUCAUCACACUGCUACCACAACAAAAAACAACAUCCUGAUCCUUCUCUCUUGUACUCAAAUAUUGGAGAUUAAACGCUGCAAAUAAAAAGCUAUCACAUAUAAAUGA
Molecule: messenger RNA, 1106 nt
Organism: Eleginops maclovinus (Patagonian blennie)
Lineage: Eukaryota; Metazoa; Chordata; Actinopteri; Perciformes; Eleginopidae
Gene: lxn
Product: latexin
Exons: 7
Coding region: 105-989 (294 amino acids)
Molecular function (GO): metalloendopeptidase inhibitor activity
Source: RefSeq, a predicted model, not a curated record